Bursaphelenchus okinawaensis is the source of this 1654-nucleotide messenger RNA. NCBI's taxonomy places the organism in Eukaryota, Metazoa, Nematoda, Chromadorea, Rhabditida, Aphelenchoididae. The record is from the annotation of a GenBank genome assembly.
AUGAAGCGUAGCAAUGUUAGCACAGCAUCUGGCCAAGAAUCCCUUGUGGUUGGGAGAUUUGGAAGCGACAGUCAAACUUCAAGCAAAUCUAUUGUACUGAAACUUACAGAUGAAUGUAACCAAGCGAUUGGGAGAGCUGUGGAGAUGGGAUGGCCGGUGAGAGUUGUGUCAACGAAAACUGUAAGUUUUUCUUUGUGUUCUUAACGUUUAGGUUCAAAUUCUCAACAGCAAAGCAUGAUUUCUUAUUGUGUUGUAAGUAUACCUAUAAGAAAGUAUCUGUAAACGGUUUAUAUGGUCUUUUUGAUAUAGAACACUUUACAAUAAGCUGAAUCAUCAUAAUAUCUUUAUUUGCAGGGUAUUACAAUUGAAGUUGGCGUCAGCGACACUUCUGUAGCGACGUUUACUUGUAACCAACAAAGAUUAAAUGGAAAUAUUGAUGCUGUUAACCAGGAAAACGCCACUUCAUUCCAAAAUGUUUCCUCAUUGAAGACAAAGCUGGUUGUUAACGCUACAGACAAAUCUUUCGCCGACACGCGACAAAAAGUAGUCAAAUUGGUAGAGUUGCAAUCUCAAAAGCAAACCAAAACCACUGAUACAAAAACAACAUCAAACAGCAGGAAAAGGGCGGCAAAUGCAGGUAAUGACAAUGUUUUUGCGAUGCCAAUGGGACCAGCACCUAAGAAAGCAAGACAUCCUGCUCGGACGGCGACAAGAAGGAAAGUUGCAAGCCGGAAUGUUGAUCACAACGUUCUGAGAACAGUUGCACAACCUAAACAGAAGGUGGUGAAUUCAGAAGUUUCUCAGAAGUCAGUAAAUUGUGUCGUUCAGUCAAAGCAGAACGCGACAACGCCGAGGAGUGAAGUUGGAAGCCAUAGUAAUUCAAAGGUUCAGAAUGUUGUAAACUCAACUCAAAACGUGCUGAAGUCAGUUAAUAAAGAAAAGAAGGUCGAUUCUGACGCCAAGACGAAGGUUGUAACUCCAGAAGCCGAGCCAAAGACCGUGAAUUCAAACUCUAAGCCGAAGCCUGGUGCUUUGACAUCAGAAAUAACAUGCACAACUAAUUGGCUCGCAGCUUUCCCAGAAGUUGUAGACGCCAAGAAGUGUGCGCGAUACACACAAUUGUUUGAGGUUAGUUUCUUUUAUGUUACUUUCGUUCUUUUUUAAGUAUGUAUUUCAAAGUUUUAUAGUGAUUUCUUGAAUUAGAAAUUUGUGUUUUAAAGCAAUCGAUUUAAAAGUUAAACAAUGUGAUGUUUAUGACAAAACUACUGUUUGUUAUUGUUUUAGAGUGCGUACCCUUCUUACAUCAAAUCCAAUGAAAGGUUAGCCAAAGUGUAUCAGGAAUUCGCUGAACUGAAGAAGAGAUACGAAUCUGCCGAACUGGAUGAUAAGAUUGAGGUAGGUAUUGUACCAAUUUAACAGAUUUUGUUCUAUUUUAACAAAUUAUCCUUUUUAAAAUAAAACAUCUAAAUAUGUGUAUGUUAUUAUUCUAUAAGUUUAUUCCUUUUAGACAGGCCAAAAGCUCCACGAACUUCACGAAAGGUACGAGUCAGACGCCGACUUCUACAAAUGUCGCAAGGAACACCUUAUGUUACACUUCAAACUAGAAACCCUCAGGACACGGAUCUCAGAGUGGAAAGAAAAACAAGCUCAAUAA